Molecule: messenger RNA, 1662 nt
Organism: Spea bombifrons (plains spadefoot toad)
Lineage: Eukaryota; Metazoa; Chordata; Amphibia; Anura; Pelobatidae
Gene: UPP1
Product: uridine phosphorylase 1
Exons: 9
Coding region: 125-1078 (317 amino acids)
Biological process (GO): uridine catabolic process; nucleotide catabolic process
Cellular component (GO): cytoplasm; cytosol
Molecular function (GO): uridine phosphorylase activity
Source: RefSeq, a predicted model, not a curated record
AGUCACAUGGUCUGCUGACAUCACCAGAGUCCUUCUACUGAGAAGAACGGAAAUCAACACAAGGGCAGGGUACUCAAGAGGAGAUCGACGCUUGUAGAGACAACAUUCCUUUCAGGUUUUAAAAAUGGCACAAGUGCCUUUAGCUAAGAAAAUGUCAGAAGAACAAUCAGAUUCAAAAAGACAGUCUGUUCAUAUUUUAAACCCCCACCUAGAAAAGAUGGAUGAAGACAUAUUGUACCAUUUUGCCCUUGGCACUGGAACUCAUGACUUUCCAGCAAUGUUCAGUGAUGUGAAGUUUGUGUGUGUUGGAGGAAGCCCAUCAAGGAUGAAAUCUUUUGCACAAUACAUUGCUGUGGAGUUGGAGCUUGGGGACUCAAAGACUGACAUUCCCAAUAUUUGUGCAGGAACAGAUCGUUAUGCCAUGUACAAAGUAGGACCUGUACUAUCCGUCAGUCAUGGUAUGGGAAUUCCAUCCAUUUCUAUUAUGCUUCAUGAACUGUUAAAAUUGCUUCACUACUCCAAAUGCUCCAAUGUCACUAUUAUUCGCAUCGGCACAUCUGGUGGUGUAGGUGUUGAGCCAGGUUCUGUUGUGAUCACAAGUCAGUCUGUCGAUGCAACUUUUAAGCCUCAGUUUGAACAGAUGAUACUAGGAAAAACUGUAGUUCGUAAUACCGAAUUGGAUCCUGGUUUAAUCCAAGAACUGGUUCAAUGUAGCAAAGAGAUAAAUGAAUUCAAUACAGUCAUUGGAAACACCAUGUGCACAAUGGAUUUUUAUGAAGGACAAGCACGUCUUGAUGGUGCAUUUUGCUCCUACACAGAAGAAGCAAAAAUUGAGUACCUGAAAACAGCAUAUGAAGCAGGCGUACGAAAUAUUGAGAUGGAGUCAUCUGUGUUUGCAGCAAUGUGUAAUAUCAGUGGCCUGAGAGCUGCAGUGGUAUGUGUCACACUGUUGAAUCGUUUGGAAGGAGACCAGAUUUCUUCCCCUCAUGAUAUUCUUGUGCAUCAUCAACAAAGACCUCAGAAAUUAGUUGGUUUCUUUAUCAAGAAACAUUUCUCUAAUCCUGGAAUGUCAUUUUGACACAUCAUUCAUAUUAAACAAUGUGAUGUACUUUUCUUCCAAGAGCAUAGCAUAUCUCCAACACAUGCAAGUAAGAGUAUAUUUUUGUGUGCAAAAUAAUGACAGUUAUUGUAACAGAACUUGGUCCUAUUAGUGUGUGUUUUGUAUAUUGUUUUUGUCAUACAUUUUAUCGCCAUUAUAUUGAAUUAUUGUAGCCCUUUGGGAGUUGUGUCCCUCGCCCCUAUAACCUUCCCCCAUACUACUAGUCUCCUUAGUGCAUGCAUGGCCACAUGCAUGUUUCCCAUUUCAUGGAAUGGUCAUGGGGGUGAGGGACACAAGUGGGCUACAAUAAUACAUUUUAUUGGUAAUAAAAUAUAUAACAUAAACCAAAUUGUAGGAACCUUUCUGGCUACUCCUUGUGUCACCUUCCCCAGGAUCAACUCUGUUGGCCACAUUAAAUGAACACUCACCCAUCACAUUCAAUGUACCAUUGGCCAGAGAUAAAGACUGAUCCAAUUUGUGUCCUGUUCAUUCACCUUUGUCGUGUUCUUUAAAAGGUUGUGUUUUUCCUCAAUAAAUGUGACCCAUUACCUUUUGCAUCCUAA